Molecule: messenger RNA, 819 nt
Organism: Protopolystoma xenopodis
Lineage: Eukaryota; Metazoa; Platyhelminthes; Monogenea; Polystomatidea; Polystomatidae
Source: the annotation of a GenBank genome assembly
AUGCAUAAGUGGACAUGGGAAGACGCGAUUAGCAAAAAAGAGACGCUUUUGUCGGUGGCACGGUGUUCCAACAGUGCAUCUCGGAUUUGCCGACGCCUGAUUGGUCGUCUUGACGAGGCCUCGAACCUUUCGCCACAUCUCACUCUCGUCACUUUCGUCUUGUCUGGCCCGCUGCUCUCUCUUCUCGUCGCCGUGCCCCCUUUUCACUCGUCGUCACCUCUCUCAACCUGUCUCCUGUCUUUGCGCCUCGCCUCACCUCACCUCACCUCACCUCACCUCUUCGUCGUCUCUGCUCGAGCCCGAUCCGACGGGACGGUCCAUUCUCUGCCGUCGCCUGCACUCCCUCUCGGCGGUGGCGCCACGUCCGAUUUCGCGUCGCUUUUCACGUCGCUUUUCACGUCGCAUUGUCCACAUUCCGUGAGCUGUGUUCGCGUGCCUCUCGAAUGGCUCUGGCCGGAGUUCUGGCUCAUUCGUGAGCCGGCCUCGCAGGGCUCGUGUUGUAUGCUUGUGGCAAACGCCAAUCGCGACAACCGGGACAAACGGGACAAGCGGGACAAGCGGGACAAGCGGGACAAGCGGGAGAAGCGUCGUGGGCCGUUUCAACAUGGCCUGCCCGAGGGUGCCGACAGCCUCGAUGACGCAAGAGGCUCGUCUGGUCAUGGCGAGAUGCGAUCUCCUCAAGGCCAUCAUGUCGCACGACGUCAGUCGGCUCGCCGACGAGUUGGCCGAACUGCAGGACCAACGCAUCGAGGCCGAGGUGUUGGCCUCGCAGUUGGACGAGGACGGCAACACGGCGCUGCACUUGACGGUGGAAAGUGA